Styela clava is the source of this 1720-nucleotide messenger RNA. Its product is annotated as UNC93-like protein. Lineage: Eukaryota; Metazoa; Chordata; Ascidiacea; Stolidobranchia; Styelidae. The record is from RefSeq and is a predicted model, not a curated record.
AUGGAUGACGUAGCAGCUUCAAAUGAGAUGGAAUUGCGAUCAAUAAGAAACCAAUUUCUUGGAUGUCUGUCAGGAAUGUUUCUCUCGGGUUCAGCAUAUAUAUCAAUGUUGAAUUUACAGUCGAGCAUCAAUAUAGAAGAUGGCCUAGGAACUAUCGCGUCAUCUGUAUCGUAUGGUACAAGCACCGUAUUUUUGAUAUUUUUCACAACGAUACUGAUGCGAAAGUUUGGAAUAAAAAUAUGUCUGAUUGCAAGCGAAAUAACCUACAUGUUUUAUGUCCUGGCAAACUUGUACCCAACUUUCUACACACUCAUCCCGGCAGCAAUAUUGGUUGGUGCAGGAGAAGCAAUGUUAUGGCCGUGUAUGUCAAUUAUAAGUUAUCACUUUGCUAUGGAAUAUGCCAAGAAACGGAAAAAUGAAUUGAAAGAAGAUGCGUUUUAUGUCAAUCUUUAUUCGGGGUAUUUUUUCACAAACGCACAAUGCUGUCAGAUUUUCGGGAAUUUGAUAACAUAUGCUGUGAUGUACGGAUUCAAAGAUUAUAGUGACCAGUCUGCUGAAGAUGCAGUAGACAACAAUUCAACUACAAUUUCAUGGAUUUCAACUACGUCGGACAACUUCAACAAAUAUGAAUACUGCGGAGCAAAUGAUUGCCAAGACGUCGAUACUGUUGGUGAAUCUUUAGAGCAAUACGUUCCGUCAGAUAAUCUGACUUUAAUUAUAUUGAUCAGUAUUUUAACCGUGAUGUGCAUAACAUCGCUUAUCAUUCACUUGCACUUCGUACCUAACUCUAUAAUUGCCUCUGGACAAGAAGAUAAAGAUUUUUCAGAUUACGUUAACAAUUCUUUUAAAUCCGAGGAAGAACAAAACACGUACAUUGAUGGGACAUCUGAUACUGUUAAAAUAAACACGAAUAACUCUUUGUCUUUUUCUGGGAAACGUAACAUUAGGAAAGCAUCAUGCAGUAGUGAAAUAUCUCAAGAAUACAUGGAAUCAAAUAGAAAAUUACAAAAGGAGGAGAAUGGUUUAUUGCGUCAAUAUUAUAAAAUGUUGAAAGAUCUUGGUACGCAACUUCUUAGACAACAGCAACUUCUAAUUAUUCCAAUCACAUUUUACGUCGGACUCACACAGGCCUAUGUUUUUUCGGAACUGACCAGGGCCUUUUCAUCGUGUGUGGUAGGUGUUUCAAUGGUAGGAAUACACAUGGCCACAUAUGGGCUGUCGGAUGCGAUUCUUUCGUAUAUAAUAGCAAAGUAUGGACAAAAACUUGGUAGAAAUAUUUUUUUCGUUGUUUCUACAGUUUUGAGUACGCUCGGUUACUUGUAUUGUUUAUUGUGGAACCCUGGUCCGGGGUCUGCUUGGUCGGUCUUCCUUAUUUAUGUGGCAUUCGGAAUUUCUGACGGAGUAUGGCAAACUUUAUUAAUUGUGAUAUAUCUUGAAUACUUUGAGGGAAAUCAUGAUGUGGCUGUUACAUUGUGGAAUUUUUGGUUGUUGCUGGGUUUUGCAGUUCAGUUUGGAUGAAGUACUAGCUUGUGUGUAUUUGUCAAAAUAUACAUUCAAUUGGGUCUACUAAUCACAGGAAUGCUUUUUUAUGGCAUUGCUGAAUAUCUACAGAAGAGAAAAAGAGUUUCAUCAUCAAUUGUUUCUGAAACCAGGUUAUAGAAUCAGUUUGAUGAAUGAAAGAAUAGUUUUCAAGUAAGAAGAACAUAUUUGAGUAGCAAAC